CCGGGUCUAGCGCCCCCUCGGCUCUCCCUUGCCCGCUCUCCCGGAGGUGCGAGCCUGCCGCGCUCCGUAGGUAUUACUCGGAGCUUCCUCGGCGCUUCUCGUGGCGCCUGCGCGACCCCGCCCACCCCCACGCGCGGGCUAGCGUCUCGGUUGCCGUCCGGCCCCCGGCCCGCCGUUCCCGGCCCUCGCUUUCCCUGUCCGGCCGGCCGCAGCUCGAGCACCAUGCUCUUCUACUCCUUUUUCAAGUCCCUCGUGGGCAAGGAUGUGGUCGUGGAACUCAAGAAUGACCUGAGCAUUUGUGGAACCCUCCAUUCUGUGGAUCAGUAUCUCAACAUCAAACUAACUGACAUCAGUGUCACAGAUCCUGAGAAAUAUCCUCACAUGUUAUCAGUGAAGAACUGCUUCAUCCGGGGCUCAGUGGUCCGCUAUGUGCAGUUGCCGGCAGAUGAGGUUGACACACAGUUGCUACAGGACGCAGCAAGGAAGGAGGCCCUGCAGCAGAAGCAGUGAUGGUUCCUCCUGCUCUCUGUCCCUCUUCUGUUGGUGACCUUUAACCUCAAGUCCCAGCCAGGACCCCUCCCUCCCCUUGUUUUGUUUUUUUAACAGUGGAACCUUUUUUUUUUUUUUUCCUAUUAUUUCAGGGAUGAGUGGAUGAGAGGAAAUAAUAGUGGGGAGCAGCUCUCCUCUGUUGAGGAGGGGAGGAUAAGUAGGCUGGGAAACCGCAAAGCCUACCUUGUCCUCAGCGCCUGUCCUUCUCACUCCUUCCCUGGAGUGGGGAGAAUCUCCUAGAUUUCUCCAGGGCACCACCAUGCGAUUCGUUUUGGGGACGGAAGGAAUCUGUCCCGCAUCGGGAAUAAACUUAUGAUGCACAUUUGA
Messenger RNA from Hyaena hyaena (striped hyena), 876 nucleotides. It is a transcript of the gene LSM2, whose product is annotated as LSM2 homolog, U6 small nuclear RNA and mRNA degradation associated. Gene Ontology annotation, cellular component: P-body; Lsm1-7-Pat1 complex; U4/U6 x U5 tri-snRNP complex. Gene Ontology annotation, biological process: mRNA splicing, via spliceosome. The coding region runs from base 223 to 510 and encodes 95 amino acids. The transcript has 5 exons. NCBI's taxonomy places the organism in Eukaryota, Metazoa, Chordata, Mammalia, Carnivora, Hyaenidae. Gene Ontology annotation, molecular function: RNA binding. The record is from RefSeq and is a predicted model, not a curated record.